Daldinia childiae is the source of this 864-nucleotide messenger RNA. RefSeq lists its product as uncharacterized. The record is from RefSeq and is a predicted model, not a curated record. Lineage: Eukaryota; Fungi; Ascomycota; Sordariomycetes; Xylariales; Hypoxylaceae. The transcript has a single exon. The coding region runs from base 1 to 864 and encodes 287 amino acids.
AUGCCAUCUUCGUCUCGCCGAGAAUCGAGCUCUCGCUCCCCCAGACCUGCUGAAGAGGAACCUCGUCGGAAGAGAUAUUCCCUUUUGGUUGAGAUCAUUGACGAUGAUGGCUUUGCAGUGUUCGAGCGAAAUCGCGAGGCGGACCGGCCGCGUAGAUCGAGUCGAGGUACCUCUACUACACGACAUCGACCUGCCGGAGGCUCCGAGCAUCAUUCAGACACCAACAGGCAAUCUCGACGAGUAUCGGUCUCCUCGAACGUAGGAGAAGUUGGGCCUAGGGACAACCAUGAUAACCCACCGGAACGAUCGCGGCACGCAGGUACUAGAUCACGUACCAGCCGCGCCAGCGAGCGUGGUGACGAGGUGUACGACACCGCUCCUGAAGGUAAUCCCGCCUCAACCCCAGGGCGACAAACGCAAGAGGACGCCGAGCGACCCUCCAGCUCUCACAACGAAAGACGGAGAAGAUCUAUUCACAACGGCACCCAGACGAGCAUUAGAGGAUACGGGCCACACAGCGCCUUUACAUCUCCGUAUAACCUGUUCCGACCCCCUAAUCCCAACCAAGGAGACCUGGACAUUAUGGAGAUCGCCUACCGAGAUGGAAUGCUUCUCGGCCAGCGUUUAGCGAAUCUACGAGACCCCAAUACCAAUCGCGGUACCCCUCCCCGUCCUAUUUCUGUAUCAUCAACCCAUCGCAACCAGCCUGAUGCCAACCGACGACCUCGUGAGCACCCCGAACCACAACAACAGCGUGGAUGGCGGUGUCUGUUCCCCUCGUGGCUGUUUUUAAACGCGCGGGCUCCUCCAGCUGAGCCGGUAGCAUCGCGCAGGAAUAGCCAAGACCAGGGACAUCGCCGUUGA